AUGGACAAGCUCGCGUUGAAAUUGUAAGUGAACGCGGAUACACAAGAUUUGGAGACUCAAGCUGCUUGUCCAUGCUCUCGUAUCUGGGAACUAACAGAACUCAGAUUCUUCUUGCGUUUGGAAUACAAGCUUUUAUUGCCCUCGCAUUAGCAAGCUAUUCGAAAUACUCCAAGUUGCUUUACCCCGGCCCGUAUAGCGAUCGCUUCGAAGAUAAUUUAAGCUCGCGGAAUCAAUCGCACGACCUGGAAGCCACAGAAAGACACGAGAAGCAGCGAUCCAUCGUCAGAGAUAUUCUCCUCUCUGGUAGUGACACACAGUCAAUUACAGGUGAGGACUGCUCAAAUAUGACUUUCCAUGAGGCAGCUAACAAAGUCAUUUAG
Messenger RNA from Hymenoscyphus albidus, 380 nucleotides. Lineage: Eukaryota; Fungi; Ascomycota; Leotiomycetes; Helotiales; Helotiaceae. The record is from the annotation of a GenBank genome assembly.